AUCCGUCCCCGCGGAGAAAAGCAACCCAACCCCUUGCCAUCAACAAACCUCACGCCAUCCCAAACUGCAAAAAGCUUCAAACCAUACCCAAAAGGAGUUUUUUUUACAUAAAAAAAAGAGGAAAAAAAAACCUUCUUUACUAUCAGUACUGCUUCCGACAUACAUUCGUCUGCUCAAGAAUGUCUGUAUGCUCACCGUAUUGCCCUGUUCAUCUUUCCUCCAAUGCCACUCUGCUGCUCUCUGCUUAGUCACAGCUGCUUGUGAAGAAGAAAAAAGGACAAAAGCUGAAAUCUUGAGCUAAAGAUUCGAUCUUUGGGUUCUGGGUUUGGGAUGGUGGGUGUGAGUUGUUGGGUGGCGUUUGCUGUUUUUAGCUAUAGUUUUGCUGCCUGUUCUUGUUCUGAGAGUGAAAAGGGAGGCCCUGCAGUUGUAGAAGGGAGCCUUUUGGUUGACGGCAAAGGUGCCAUUGGCAGGAUUGACGAUGACUUUGUGUGUGCUACUUUGGACUGGUGGCCUCCCGAGAAGUGUGACUAUGGGACUUGUAGUUGGGGUCAUGCCUCGCUUCUAAAUCUGGAUCUCAGUAACACAAUUUUGUUAAAUGCUGUAAAGGCCUUCUCACCGUUAAAGAUUAGACUUGGAGGCACAUUGCAAGACAAGGUGAUAUAUGCCACUGAAGAUAGUCAACAGCCUUGCACUUCAUUCAAGAAAGACACUUCACAGAUGUUCGGGUUCACGCAGGGAUGCCUUCCCAUGAACAGAUGGGACCAAUUGAACGCUUUUUUCAAGGAAUCAGGGGCUAAGGUUAUUUUUGGAUUAAAUGCGCUCAAUGGUCGAACCAUACAGUCUGAUGGUUCUGCAGUUGGGGCCUGGAAUUACAGUAAUGCAGAGUCUCUCAUACGUUACACUGUCAAAAGACAUUACACCAUCUACGGUUGGGAGCUCGGGAACGAAUUGAGUGGGAGUGGAGUCGGGACUAGAGUAUCAGCAAGCCAAUAUGCUUCCGACACAAUCUCUCUACAUAACAUUGUGCUUGAUAUCUACAACGGUGUAGAGCCAAAGCCCCUUAUCAUAUCUCCAGGAGGAUUCUUUGAUGCUGCAUGGUUUAAAGAACUUGUAGAUAAGGCUACAAGCUCUGUAGAUGCAAUCACGCACCACAUCUACAAUCUUGGGCCAGGAGUUGAUAAGCACCUUGUGGAGGAGAUUCUCGACCCAAGUGUUCUUGAUAAUACGGUUAAUACAUUUAGAGACCUCCAAAACACGAUUAAGAGCUCGGCAACUUCUGCAGUGGCAUGGGUAGGAGAGGCGGGAGGGGCUUACAAUAGUGGCAGAAAUCUUGUUACAAAUGCCUUUGUGUUCAGUUUCUGGUACUUGGAUCAGCUUGGUAUGGCGUCGACCUACGAUACAAAAACUUACUGUAGACAAUCACUGAUUGGUGGAAACUACGGGUUGCUUGACGCAACUACUUUUGUACCAAAUCCAGAUUACUACAGUGCUCUUCUCUGGCAUCGGCUGAUGGGAAGAAACGUUCUCGCGACGAGCUUUUCUGGGACUAACAAACUCCGUACUUAUGCUCACUGUGCAAAGCCAUCUAACGGAGUUGUUGUAUUGUUGAUUAACCUGGACGGUAACUCAACAGUUGAGGCCAAAGUCACAUUUAACGGUAGUCAAAAUCAUCGCCUCCACCAUGACCAGCACCAUCACCACGGACACCAUAGUCAGAGCUCUAGUAAAUCCAAGGCUAUUCGGCCGCCAAGAAGUUACAGGGAAGAGACAACGAGGGAGGAAUACCAUUUAACAGCGAAGGACGGAAAUUUGCACAGCCGGACAGUCCUCCUCAACGGGGAAGUUUUAACUGUAAAUACCUCUGGGGAGAUUCCAGCUCUUCAGCCCGUUCAUGUGAAAGCCACGGAUCCCGUGACUAUCGCUCCUUUCUCGUUGGUAUUUGUUCACAUGCCGAAUAUCAGGCUUUUUGCUUGUAGCUGAGUAGUUCCGGGGAACUUUAAUUGGUUUUCCUCAGGCAUUUGUCAAUAAAAAUUCAAGAGAGUGCAACGAUUUCUUAGUGAUGAUCUUAUAUUGUUUGGCAAAUGAAAAUUUUUGUAAUUUCACUCUACUUCUCUCCGUUCCAUCUAUAAAUAAUUAUAUUUAUUUGAUAUUGUAA
Molecule: messenger RNA, 2155 nt
Organism: Punica granatum (pomegranate)
Lineage: Eukaryota; Viridiplantae; Streptophyta; Magnoliopsida; Myrtales; Lythraceae
Source: RefSeq, a predicted model, not a curated record